ACUAACCCACACAGAGAAUUGUUGGCAUCCUAAACUCCUCUAGCUUCGUACGAUUACCAACGCCAAGUAGUAGAUUCCCAGAAAAUAAAUUUCCCGAAAGAUCCAACAAUCUUAGGGUAGCGAUUAGUUUGAAGGUUUAAAACCUCCAAACCACUAACACACUUGAAACUGGUCCAACUAUCGGCGAUGUCAGACAUUUUGUUAUAAAUUACUAGUUAUUCUUUUUUUUUUUUAAGGUUACAAAUUAAUUUUGAUCGAUAGUUUUUAAACGUAAUGACUGCUGAUGGCAGAAUAUGCGAGAAUUUAGAGUCCUUUUGAUGUGAAAAAGCAAUACCCAUUUACAGUCAUUUUGAUGAUGGGCGAAACUAGACCCAAUCAAAAAACGAAGAUCAUAGACCCGUUUGAAGAUGAGAAAAACAAGAAGAGAGUGACAGAUGUGAGCAGCAGCAAUGGAGAGCAAGUGUUUAAAUUUGUGGUUUUAUAAAUAUUGAUACAGAGCAAAACCCGAUGAAUCUCCGACCUCCACUCUAGCCUGCCAUAUGACUCGGAACUCUGAAACAAACUCCAAAUUUCUUUACACCACGUGCCCUUCAUUCCAAUAUUUGACCCUCCACGUUUCUUCACUCGCAAGCUUGUUUAACUUACCUUGUCACUUUCAUUUCAUUGUAAGAGAAGAUGUUCAUGGAAAUGAAAGAUCGCAUUUAUCUUUUUCGCAAUUAAGAGAGUGUAUACAGCAUUGUUUUCAGGUACACUUGAAUUGAAAAGCAAAUAUGUCACCUUCUUUCUAGGGGUUACAACGAGUAAUUUUAUUUUUUACCAGUUUUUAUCUUUUAUUUUUAUUUUUCUGUCUGUUCUUAUUCACCAUUUACAAAUUCUCUAUCUUGUUUUUGUUGUUAGUUUUGGCCCGCUUCAUCAAAAUUUAGGUUCCAUAGUUAGAAAUGGUAAUAAAUUUUGCAUCAAAGAGUGUACGGCUUAUAUUGCCUUGUACACUCUCUUCUUCCCCUUUUUCUUCAAAACCGGCCUCUUUAAUUUCCUCUUCUUUGUUGACAACUUGUACUAGAAGGAAACCACCUCUAAUUUUUCAAAAUAGGGUGACGAAUUCGGGUUUCGGGUUGUGUAAUUCUAGAGGUAAUAAUUUGAAGCGUUUUUGUAGUAUUGAGUUCGAUGAAUUUCCCGAAGAGGAGUUAUGUAAAAUGAUUGAAGGUUUGGCAGAAAAUUUUGAUGUUAUCGAUGAUGAAGAAGAAGACAAGGACAAGGACAAGGACACAGGCAAUGCUAGAACAGAAGUUUCUUGCAAUGCUCGUAAAAAAAAACAUGAAAAUGAUCAAAAAGUUAAGAUUUCAGCAGAAUUUAUGCCUUCACAGUUUGAAUUCCUUGAGCAUAAUUUGCUCGGCAUCCAUCCAGAGGCAGAGCACUGGCCGGAGAGGGAUGAAAUUAAUAGAGUGAACAUUGAAAAGAAAGCAAACUGCCUUGGCAUUCCUUUGUCCCUGAAGAUGAUAAAAAGAAAACAAAAAUGGCAACAGGGAUUUGGGGAUGCUGGGGAUUUUGCUCAUUGUUCAGUGAAGAAGGCAUUUUCUUCAUUAGUAUACAUUAUUCGAGAGCUUCAGAACUAUGCUUUACGUAUAAGGGAGAACCUAUAUUCUGAAGACUUAAAGGAGAUUAUGAGUAAAGUCCAAAGAGAAAUGAAUAUAUCAUUUGUUUGGCUCUACCAAAAAGUUUUUUCCCGAACUCCCACUUUGAUGGUCUAUGUAAUGAUCCUUCUGGCUAAUUUUACAGUCCAUUCAAUGAGCGAUCACACUGUUGUUGCUGCUACUUCACUUUCAUUCUCGUCUUGUAAGACCAUUUCAGAGGCAGAGAUUGAUAAGCAAUUGGAAGACUCAAAUUCUGAUGUGGGCAACAAUGGCGGUGGCAAAAUAGUGAGGCCAACUGUCGAUGGAACUGAAGGUGGGGAUUGGCAUAUGCGCAGAUCAUCCCCUUUUGUUGAACAGCGCAGAAUUCUUCCUGAGGUAAAUCAUGAAAUGACUGAAGAGGAGGCAGAAUUGUGGAACUCUAUGGUGGAAGAAGCCUCAAGAAUGCAAGAGGAAUCGAGACUAGAAAUUCUCCACUCUGAGACCAAGAAGUUUUUUGUGACGCCGAUAACCAUGAGGCUUGAACCAGAAGAUUAUGUGGAUUAUUUCAGAACAGAUCUCCUCUACCAGAUGGGCGUAGCUGAGGAGCCAAGUAAUUCACUUCUGCUUGGAAAUUAUGCUCAGUUGCUACAUCUAGUCGCUCAAGACUACGAUAGGGCAGAAGAGUGCUACAAGCGAGCAGUCCAGGUAGAACCACCUGACGCCGAAGCUUUAAGUAGGUUCGCUGACUUCCUGUGGACAGUAAGAAAGGACCUCUGGGGUGCAGAAGAGAGAUACUUACAAGCACUGGCAGCUGAUCCAAGUAACGCUUAUCAUGCUUCCAAAUACGCCACUUUUUUAUGGAGCACCGGCGGUGCAGACACAUGUUUUCCUCUCACCAAUUGACACCAAGAAAAGUUUACAAAAUCACAAGUUUACAACUACUUUUAAAUGGCUAAUUGCCUCUUUGUUACAUGUUGAUAAUAAUACAAAAAUUGUGCAUGGGACGUGAA
Messenger RNA from Mangifera indica (mango), 2620 nucleotides. RefSeq lists its product as uncharacterized. The record is from RefSeq and is a predicted model, not a curated record. NCBI's taxonomy places the organism in Eukaryota, Viridiplantae, Streptophyta, Magnoliopsida, Sapindales, Anacardiaceae. The coding region runs from base 939 to 2513 and encodes 524 amino acids. Gene Ontology annotation, molecular function: protein binding. The transcript has 3 exons.